AUGCGACCCUUCACCGCCCUAAGCCUUCUCUUGGCAUUGAGCGGUUCCGCGUUCAGUGCUCCAGCCCCAGAGAAUGACCUCAAGAUCAGGAACGUGGACGAGUGCAAGGCCGUCACCGUCAUUAUCAGUGUUCUCAGCCAGUACAAAGCUUCUGCAACAUCGUUCUGCAGCUCCUUCAUCUCAAUACCAGUGAAGACCGUCACUUCAGCUACAACCACGACGUCAACGCCGAAGCCUUCUACGGUGACAUCCACCAUUACAGUCACGCCGAAGGUCUCCGUUACAGCUACCACCACCACCACCCCAACAGUCAUCUACAGCAUCACCUCCGCUCCCGCCAAACGUGCUAUCUCCCCAAAACUCGCUGAACGCAACAUUAACAACCAGCCCAUUCCCUCCUACGUGUCCGCCUUCGCCUCGUCCGAGAUUUCCUCUGCCUGUUCUUGCCUCUCCAUCAGCCCUUCUACCACAACGGUCAAAACAACCUCCACAGUCGUAGGUCCAGCCCCUACAACCGUUGUCAAAACUACCAUUACCGCAUCCACCGUCACUACUACUAUUUCCACGGUCACUGUUACUGCUUCGUCUACCGUCACGGAGUGCGCGAAUGCGCUGCCGACUUUCAUCUUGAAACUAGCGAGCCCGGUGGUUCUGAACGGUGCCCAGCUCGAAGGCACUUACGAUCAGAUCGACGACGGAGACGGCGAGCUAGUGGGCUUCAACGGCCUCACCGACCCUUCCGCCGCCGGUGUCCUCUCUCUUACAUCAACCGGCUUCCUAAUGAUCGACUCAGUCGGUCAAAUCGCAUUCCGCAUUCCAGGCCAAACGGGCCUCCAACUCCUCCUCUUCGACCCCCCCGCCGAAGUCGAAGCCAGCGACACCCCCGUCGUCUGCAGCGUAGCGACCGGCGCCCUCACGUGCUCCGACGGGGUGAAUUCGGUCCUGCAGCUGUGUCCCGGCUUUGCGGUGACGGACGAUUUGUUCAUUGGGCCGGUGGUGGCGAGCGGGUGUGUGGGGGUCGUGUUGGAUGUGCUGCCGGUUUGCAUUGUGCCGUAG
Letharia columbiana is the source of this 1056-nucleotide messenger RNA. RefSeq lists its product as uncharacterized. The record is from RefSeq and is a predicted model, not a curated record. Lineage: Eukaryota; Fungi; Ascomycota; Lecanoromycetes; Lecanorales; Parmeliaceae. The transcript is spliced from 5 exons. Bases 1 to 1056 code for a protein of 351 amino acids.